AUGGAGAGCAAGCAGAAGGAGAACCACCUCAGAGAUGUCACUAAUACUAUAGUGUCAUCCCAGAAAGUAAAUUUACCUAGUGGCACUCUAAACUUGGAUAAGCAUUUCGACUUGAUUCAUGAUACCCAUAAUGAAUUACAACAACAGUUGCAUCGGAUAGAAACGUCGACAAGUCAAACCAAUGUUGACUUGGAACAGCUUUACUCGCGACUGAAGAGCAACAAUGAUAACUUGAAUAAGCUUUUGAGGAAUGUUGUUGAUUAUUCAAAUGAAGUAAUAACGGAAGGAAAUGCCACUAAGGCUGAUAUGAGUUUGAUUAUUAAAGCGCUAGAAGAGUUGAAGAUGAGGGAUGUUUCCUUGAAAGAUGAUGAUUUUGCCAGGAUAAAGGAAGUGAUGCAGCUCAUGUAUGAGGAAAGUGGGGUAAACCAUAACGAAUUGAAAGUAGAACUACAGAAGCUAAAUGCUUUAAAGGACAGUGACAAAAAGAUUUUUCAAGAGCAAUUUGAUCAUUUAGAAGAGUUAAUCAAGACAGCGGGUAACUCAGCAAAUCUGGAUAAAGUAGAAGAGGUUUUGAAACAGACUCAAGAGUGGAGCAAAGAGUUUAGGCGAGAGUUAAAAGCAUUUAGUGAACACGAAGAGCAAGCACAGUUUGCCAAUCGUCAAGUAUUGACGAAAUUAUCGGCACUUGAAAAACAACUACAAGAUCGCGCCUCUAGUGAAAGAUCCAACCUAGUGAUUUCAUCCCACGAAUCAAAGAUUAACGAAUUGGAGAUGAAAAUACAAAAUCUCGAGAACAAGUAUGAAUCACUUGUGGGAAAGUAUAGCCAAAAAUACAACCAGUUCAAGAUCCUCCAACAACAAUUGGACGACUUAUCAAAAAGGGCACAUACAGAAUACUCCUCGGAUCUGUUGCUGUCCAAUCUUUACAAUUUAAAGAGAUUCCAUAAAAGCAGUUUGCAAAUGAUUGACGAGCACGAUUCCUUCCAGAGCGACAAACGAGUAGUCAGUACCCCAGUUGCAUUUGCCAAUAAUUCAGACGAUGAGUAG
Molecule: messenger RNA, 1047 nt
Organism: Lodderomyces margitis
Lineage: Eukaryota; Fungi; Ascomycota; Pichiomycetes; Serinales; Debaryomycetaceae
Exons: 1
Coding region: 1-1047 (348 amino acids)
Source: RefSeq, a predicted model, not a curated record